This is a messenger RNA of Chlorella variabilis, 492 nucleotides long. RefSeq lists its product as hypothetical. The transcript is spliced from 3 exons. The coding region runs from base 1 to 492 and encodes 163 amino acids. NCBI's taxonomy places the organism in Eukaryota, Viridiplantae, Chlorophyta, Trebouxiophyceae, Chlorellales, Chlorellaceae. The record is from RefSeq and is a predicted model, not a curated record.
AUGCAAGCCGGCGACCGCUUCCUGAGCGACGGAGAGUACAACACAAUGUGGAGCUCCCUGCAGCAGCAGGAAAAUCACGUGUGCACCAGACAGUGCGAGUUCAAGCAGGUGUUUGGCAACAUGUUUUACUGCGUGACGAGCGGCCAGGCCCACGUGUGCGACCAAAACUGCAACCAGCGGAUCUUUUAUGACAACCACCACGACAUCUGCCGCCUCUCCCGCCGCACCUUCCCGCGCACCGAGGCGCCCAUGGCCGACAUGGCCAGGAAGCGCAGCAGCGAGGAGGUAGCGCAGCAGAUGGUCAAGCGAACGCACUCCGCCGACUGGCAGCACCAGCAGGCGCUGCGGCAGCAGGCCCUGCAGCAGCAGCAGGCCAUGGCGGCCGCCGCAGCGCAGCAGCAGCAGCAGCAGCAGCAGCAGUUCCUGGGCAGCGGCGGGCCGUGGGGCCAGCCGCCGCUGCAGCCGGCGGCGCCACAGCGGUGGGGCUGCUGA